AUGCAUGAGGACACUGAGUCCGAGUCCGUGGUAAGCGCAAGAGCGAAGAAGAAGAAAGGCCUAAUGAAGAAACUCAAAUUCAAAAUCCCCUUCACCAAGUCCUCGCUGUCGAAAAAGAACUCUGUUCUCACCAUGGGGUCUGGAUCACUGCCUGCCUCUCCACACAGCUCCGUUGCUUCUCCUCAUACCCCCGUUUCGGCAAACCCUAAAUCGUCCUUUCCAUCUUCUCCGCAACAACCUGACGCAUCCUCUUUCCCAACUGGCUCCAUCGCCAGUCGAGCUGCAGCGUUCGGCCAACCCAUCAAGACGUCCAAUUUGCCAAACAACAAAGAUCUGACUGGUAAAGAACCACAGGGACGUAAUGCAACCGAGGGAAGGAACAAAGCCGAGACACACACCAGCAAAGGCAUUCAGGGUCACCUCAAAGGAAUCCUAUCAUCCAACAAAACCCACGGACAUCUCAAAGAGGACACCGGCAGGUCAACUGACGGGCAUUCCAAGGGGGAAACUACCAAAUCCAAACAAGAACCAGCUACAAGAAUCUCCUCGCACGAGCCGGAUGAGUCGGAUGAAACUCUGGUCGGCUACGCUCCUUCUGUAACACAAUCUAUUGCUAAGAAGCACGUCGACAUGGUUGUCCAAUACGAAGAGGAGCUCCGAGAGCUAAAAAGCCAACUAGCUCCCUUGGAGCGUCACAAUAUGGAAGGAGAUGCUCAAAUCGAGCAAUUAAAAGCUCUAAUAAAUGAAAAAGAAGAAUAUAGCGCGCGCGUGCACACAGAUUUUCUGGAGGCGCAGCGAGAUUUGCUGAGACUUCAGGAUGAAAACACCCAGUUGCAAAGCGCGUUAAAGCAGCAGGAACUCCUACUGGCAUCAUUCAAGCCGGCUGAGGGCUUGGAAGCGCAAUUAAAUGAGGCCCGCAGCGAGUUGGAGCAGCUGCGUCUCCGACCUCCUCAUCGCCAUGAUUUAAGCGAGUGUCCGGAUUGCUACCAACUGUCGGAGAAUCAGCGGGUUGCCGCCGCGCGAGAGCUAGAGCAGCAGAAAGAGCUUGUUCAGCAAAAGAAGCAAGACUACGAUGCUUUGCAAAGCCAAGUGCAGAAUCUGCGCAGGGAGUGUUCUCAGAAGCAAAGCCAAAUAACGAGGAUGGCGCAUGACCUCGACAGCUUGAUGUCCAUACAAGCAGAAGCCAAGGCUCCUCCUGUGGCUAAGUUCAGCCGAGGCGCACAAACCGAGCCGACCUCAAAGGGAACCCCAAAGGGUUCUUCCCCCAGGGGAUCUGGUUCUCGCAAAGGUAGAAUUUUGGCGGAGCUGAAUGACUCUUACCGCAAAAAUCCUCUGACGGAUGAACUCCGGUUAUGUCUCGAGCACCAGGAGACUAUGAAAGCGACCAAGGAGGCCGCAUUGCAGAUUGCGGCCGCUGCGCAGAAGCUACAGGCCCUUACGGGCUCCAAAUCACCUCUUCCUCCGGAUGCGGCUGCAUACACUACGGUAGGCCCCAAGGGUCCGAGCAACAGCAACUCACCUCGUGGUUCGACGUCAGCAGAUCCCGUCAUUGCCACGGUGCCCAAUGCUCCAGCUGCUUCUCCCGCAGCGGUUUCGCCCGCGGCCGUGGUCACGGGUCGGCCCGUUGGAAGCGGCCAUACUCACAUGGCCGUGGAAGCCCAACUGUUUCUUCCUGAUAGUUCGUUGUUCGAGCCGACCAGCCAUGACCGGCAGUGGCACUACGGUUCUAGCUCUAUGCUGGUGAACCAUACGGCUACGCAGCGCGGGUGGUCGUACCGGUGGGCCAACGGACGGUACGUGCUUGAGCGGUUGGUUCAGUAG
Gregarina niphandrodes is the source of this 1821-nucleotide messenger RNA. RefSeq lists its product as hypothetical. NCBI's taxonomy places the organism in Eukaryota, Apicomplexa, Conoidasida, Eugregarinorida, Gregarinidae. The transcript has a single exon. Bases 1 to 1821 code for a protein of 606 amino acids. The record is from RefSeq and is a predicted model, not a curated record.